UUGUGCAACUACAUGAUAAUAUAGGGAACAAAAUGGUACAACCCCUUACCUGGUACCCACAACCACUACCUGAGUGUCGAUCCACCGUUUCUCCUUUCCUUUUCUAUUCACUCUCACAGCAUACAACCCCCGAUUGUGAAUGAGUCAGUGAUGACUGCCGAGAAACACCACCGACGGACACCAACCUUCAAGUCGCCUCAAUCUCCUAGUCCCUGCGACAACCCAAAAAUCUGAAGAGCUCCAAUAUCCCAGGCUACUUGCGCGUGACUCUACUUUCAGCCUGUCUAUCUCCGACAUUCUUUGACUCCGACGAGGUCCGAAAUCCGAUCCGAGGCUCUGGUCUCCUCCCUCCGUCCAUUUAUCUUGAAUAUCGUCACUUCUUCACUUUGCCGAAUCCGAAGAUCUCAAUCGUCCACCCUGGUCCCUUUUCCUCUAUCUCCCUCACUUCUGAACUUGUAUCUAUCUCGACGUUCUCCAGACUCCGCUACUCUCUCCAUCUCGCCGUCAUCCUCACUCAGGCUGUGGCUGUGGCUGUGGCACCCUCUUUCUUCGAAGUUUUCUUGCUCGGCUUUGGUAUGCAUGGCAUUGUCUCCGGUGGUGGCGUGUUCUAAAUUAGACAGGGUUAUUGCUGUUGAGUGUAAAUGGCGGGUUCAAGUUUAGGGUCGAAGUCUCUUAAGGAGUAUCUAAAAAAAUAUGAGAGCAAUAAUGAAGAUGAAAAUAAAAAGAAGAAGAAGAAAAAGAAACAACAGAAAGCUAAGCCGGAUGCCUCAGGCGUUUUAGUUGUUGAUGAAGAUCCGGUUUGGCAAAAACCAGUACAGCUUGAAGUAGAUCAAAAUGAUUCUGCUGAGGAAGAGAAGCCCCAAAUUGAUGAAGAUAUUGAGGUUAGAAGAAUGAGGAGGCUUGAGCAUUUAAGAGCCAUUCGUGCUUCUAAUCCGAUAUCGGAGGAUGGAAGUGGUUGGGUUACUCUCUCUCCAAAACAUGCGAAUUUGAAUUCUGAUUUGUCUCCACCUCGUAAGCAUACAGCUAGAAAUGACACGCCUUCGCCUGAACUGAAGCCUUCCGAAGUAGAUAAUGACUUUUCACCACCGCGGCAACGGCGAUCAUGCCACCAUACCCCGUCACCAGAACCCGAUAACCAAAACUCUGACUUGUCUCCACCUCGUAAUGGUAGAGCAAGAAAUGACACACCUUCCCCUGAACGUGAUAGAAAGCCUGUCAAGGAAAUUGUGGAUUUGUCACCCCCUCGGCAGUGGAGAAGGCGCCAUCACACACAGUCACCUGAACCUGACAAGGGUCACGUGGCUUUAGACCUUUCACCCCCAAGGAAAAGUAGGAAUGAUGAUCUUUCUCCACCAAGAAAAAAUACGAGGCAAGUGUCUGCUCUAGAUAUGAAAGAGGAACGGAAAACUGGUUUAAUUACUGGUCGAGACAUGAGAGAUGAAAUUGCUAGAACUAAGAAGCAGGAUCUUAUGAGGUUUCAAGACAUGGACCCUUCUAUAAGUGGUCGAGGUGCUGAGCCUAUAUAUCGUGAUAAGAUAAAAGGGGUACGUAUAACGAAAGAGGAAUUCUUGAAAUCAAAACAAAAAGUAGAAGAAAAACCAAAGGAGAUAAAGUUGGAAUGGGGCAAGGGGUUGGCUCAAAAGCGGGAGGCUGAGGCUAAGCUUCAAGAAUUAGAACUUGAGAAGGAUAAACCAUUUGCACGGACCAGAGACGAUCCAGAAAUUGACAAAUUGAUGAAAGAAAGAAUAAGAUGGGGUGAUCCAAUGGCACAUUUGGUGAAGAAAAAGCAAUUUGAACCUGCUCUCUCCAACUUUGGGGAUAGUGAAAAGAUGAAAGAAUCAGGAUUUAUUAUCCCUCAGGAUAUCCCUAAUCAUAGCUGGUUGAAAAGAGGAUUAGAUGCUGCGCCAAAUAGAUAUGGUAUAAGACCAGGAAGACAUUGGGAUGGUGUGGAUCGUAGUACCGGAUAUGAGAAAGAACUAUUUAAAAGGAAGAAUGAGAAACAAGCUACUGAAAGGGAAGCUUAUCUUUGGUCCGUAGCUGAUAUGUGAUUGAAUCAGGCCUCCAUUGUCAAUCUGUAUUCUUAGGAGAUUUGUGGAUGCCUUUCGUUAGCGAACUGCUGACAUUUCUAGCAACUAAAUUAGAUUCAUGGUCACAAGUGUUGUUUCUUCUAGCUGUUUUCUAUUGGUUGGAACUAAAUUGAGAGGCAAAAAAUACAGAGAGAACUAUCCAUCCUUUGGGAUGCAGUUUGUGCUAGUAUAUCGAAGUAAUAUUGUAUGCCAUUUGGUAUUAGUUUCAAAACCGAAACAUCUCGAGCUGUGAAGUUUUAAACUAUGUAUAACUUAUACCAUAAUUUCCCUUGCAAAAAAAUGUGAAAGACUUGUACCAUAAUUUUAUUGUAAACCGAUCACUUAAUGUUAUUGUACCAAAUUUUAUACUCAAA
This is a messenger RNA of Humulus lupulus (European hop), 2440 nucleotides long. RefSeq lists its product as uncharacterized. Gene Ontology annotation, molecular function: RNA binding. Gene Ontology annotation, cellular component: RES complex; U2-type spliceosomal complex. Gene Ontology annotation, biological process: mRNA splicing, via spliceosome. The transcript has 11 exons. The record is from RefSeq and is a predicted model, not a curated record. The coding region runs from base 642 to 2048 and encodes 468 amino acids. Lineage: Eukaryota; Viridiplantae; Streptophyta; Magnoliopsida; Rosales; Cannabaceae.